AUGGAGAACAAAAUUAUUCUUAUUAUUUUAGCCGAUGUCGUCGGAUGGGGAUAUUUUCUCUGCUGGACAGUGUCUUUUUUGCCCCAGAUCUACGAAAAUUGGCGACGAAAAUGUGUGGUGGGUUUUUCCUUCGACAUGCUUGCGUAUUUUCUUCUCAGUUAUAUUACCUAUCUGAUUUACAACGUGACUGUAUUUUUCGACCCUGGCUUGGUUUUCGACAAUUCCGGCGAAGAUAACCCCGUUAAAACCACCGAUGUGGUGUUCGCCAUUGUUGCAUUUAUUUGUACAUCUUACCAAGGAAUUCAAUGCUUGAUGUACGAUCGUGGAUCACAAAAGAUACACUCCAGCACUAUCGUGGUUUGUGUUGGCUGCUUGGUCGCCUUGUUUAUCCUGGUUGUUUUAAAGUGUUUUGGUAUCGGUUCGUGGUUUUUGGUCCUGCAGUAUUGUGGAUAUGUGAAGCUUGUUGUCUCGUUUGGGACGGUGAGUUUGUUUUGUUUUGUUUUUGUUUUUUGUUUUUUGUUUUUUGUUUUAAUUUGAGUAGUCUAAUGUCUAAUCAGUUUGGGCACAACAUUCGCAGAGUUACUCGUGUACUACAUAAUAACAUUUUAUCCAUUUUCUAACAUCUUAUUUGUAAUAAAAUACAUUAUCUAAGUAGCUGUUAGGGCCUCAUGAUCGUCAAUUUCAUGACGUCACGGUGGCCAUUUUGUGAACGUGUACCAAAUCUUGUGGGAAAUGAACUCUUUUCUCAUGUAAAUUCUUGUUCCAAGAAAUUUGCAUGGCUGCUGACCACGUGAGUGACAAUUAUCUACCAGUACACCUGGCACGCACAGUUUUCCCUCCCAAAGACUGAGCUCAGAGACAUUACUUAACACUCUCAACUCCUUUAGAUUUUAAUUGUCAUAAACAAUUUUGCUUGCACAUGAAAGGACCCCUUCCCCAAUUAUUAGCUGCCCCUGUCUGUCUCAGGAGGACAAUAAAUAAUAGUAAUAAGUCUAAUAGUACCAAAAGCAAGAACAAACUAUUUUAGGAAUAGUUUUGCUUCUGCAGGUGCUAAGCUCUGGAAUUCCAUUCCUGCCAGUUUAAAGGAGAGAAUUCUUUUAAACAAUUUAAGGCUGAGAUUGGGUUAUUAUACUAUCUACACAAGCAUCAUAAUUUUAGUUUUAUUAGGGAAAGUUCAUUUAAUAUGACGGGGGAUGAAGAUAUUGAGGGGGGCUCCAAAAAUUUUAGACACCCAAAGGGGGGCUCUGAAAAAAUUGUUGCGCUUAGGAGGGGGCUCGAAAAUUUGUAUACUUCAAAACCAACACAUGUCAUCAUCAUACAGAUCAGAUGGUUUUCAACUCAACAAUUUAAUGACCUGUGCAACUCAGCUAUAUCACGUGGUUUACAGAUAUAACAAAUGUAGUCUCAGUAAUUAUUACACUCUUGUUCAUCCCAAAAAUGCUUUAGAAAAUUGUAUCACAACUGUAUCUCAAGUUUGUCAUAGUAUAAACCAUUGAAGACAAUAACGGUAAAUAUAUUUAAUACAGUCUAGCGAUCUUUUUUCAGGGGAGCAAAGGAAUUGAAGGAGGAGGGGGGGGGCUCUGAAAUUUUUUUCCACUACCAAGGAGGGGGCUCCUAAAAAAUUGAACUGCUAGCGAGGGGGGCUGCUAAAAUUUCAAGCUUCGAGUUUCAAUAUCCUCAUCCCCCUUGUCAUAUUAAAUGAACUUUUCCUUAUUAGGUUUAAUAUUGUGUGUGAUCUCUUCUUAGUUUAGUUUUUAGAUAUAUAAUUGUCGAUAUUUUGUUAAUUAAUUAAUGCAUGGCUUUUAGGUAGAACAGGUACUUUAAUUAUUGUAAAGUUAUUUGAUAUUUGGGUGAAAAAAAGUUUUCACUCACUCACUCACUCACUCACUCACACCUAGAGAUUGAAAGCUGACAAGCAGAAUCUUUUAACACACCCUGGCCGAACCCGUAAUCAGGGGACACUUGCCUGUGUCUCUGGGAUGUUACCUGAGGUGAUGUUCCACUGUAUUGCUUUCCCGGGAGUAUGUGCCACCAAACAGGCUAUGGUUUUUGAGGUCUUGAUAAUCUCCUAAAAAGACUACUCAAAAACUAGUCAGUUUUCAUCAGCCAGUCCUGUUACUGAAAAAUAUGUGCCAAACUCUGUUGAUUAGCCACUUACAAAGUCAUUUACUCUCAUCAUUGGCAAGAAUAUACUAAAAUCAACCAAAGCCUGUUACUCAAAUUCUACUUCAAGAGGUUAGAAUAGAAAAUUCAAGACACUGAGACUGUGAGAUCAAUACCAAGAUUUUUAAAGAUUUGUUAAAGAUUUUUAAAAGCAUUUUUAUGAAUAUAAGCCCAUGGUUUACCUGUAAAACUUCCAAGCCUGAGACUCUGAGUGCCAAAAUUUCAAGUAGUGAUAUAGAUAUAACGCAGAGUGAAGACUGGUGAUAAGCUGUUCCAAAGACAGUACAGCUGGGUAAGAAUUGUUCAGUUAGAAGCAUGAUGUUUAGCGCCAUGUUUUAAACAAAUGGGAAAAGCCAGUGGUUUUAUCUAUUCCCUGUGAUGUUUCGAGCGAAGUAAGAAGACAAUUGAAAACGGCAAUGUAGUUCUACUGAGUCAUUUAGGUUUAUAUAUAUCUAUCUACCAUUUAUUUGCCUCCAUCACAAAAAUUGAUGAUUCAUGCAAAUAUGUACAGUUGUUUCAUCAUACACUGUAUAUGUUGGUUAUUUACCGCUGCUAAAAGAAAAUAAUAUAUGCGUGACACCUUACAAAAUUUUGCCUGUGGCCUUUUUUGGCUGAGUAAGGAAACACUAGGUACUGGUGAACAUUUUCUCAAGGAAAAAUGUUGGAACCAAUAAUAUUCCUGUACAUACACUUAAAGACAACAGAUUGCCAAAUUUGGAAACUUUGCAGCACUUUCCAAAAUUAGAAACAUUCUUGCAUGGUGCCCUUAAAACAUAUAUUUUCUUUUAAUUUUUCAGUAUUCUCCUCAAGUGUGGCUGAAUUUUAAACGUAAGUCCACCACAGGAUUUCAUAUUGGUGGGGUACUGCUUGAUUUUGGAGGUGGAGUGCUCAGCUUGCUACAAAUGGAUAUCUACUGUUUUAUUGAACACAGUAUCAAUCAACUGACAGGCAACAUUCCCAAAAUGGCACUUGCUGUGGUCACACUCCUAUUCAACAUUAUCCUUGUUUGGCAGCACUAUGUUUUCUACCUUGGUAAUGAACUUGUUGGUGCUGAUGAGCAGAAACCAUUGCUGAGAGGUGCCAAGAAAACAAAGUUUUAUUCAGUUGAUGUCAAUUCUGAAGAAGGCGAUUUUCAGGUGACUAGUUUGUCCCUCUCAGUAGACGAGAACACAGAAAACCCAAGAAGUCGUAAAUCAAAUUCACAAGAAUCUUUGGUGUAAGAAUUUCUCAUGGGUAGAAAUCUAUCAGGGGACUUGAAACUACACAUGAGCUAAAAUGCUCAACUGGUUUUGCCAGAGUUAUUGGGUAGCAGAAUACAGGGGUUUUAAAUCAGGCUAACAGUGGUUUUAUUUUUCAGCUAGUACCACUAACAAUUUGGGUGUACAAUGUUUUAUACAUUUUUCAAUAUUAUGGGUACAUCUUAAUUAAGAGAGAUUUUUUAGUAUAAUGUUAGUAUUAAUAUACCACUAAAUGUAGGUCCAUGACCAUCUCAAUCUCUUGGGUAGGGGUUGGUUUAAGAUGGUUGGGGUACUACGAAUAUGAUGAUAAAAAUUUCCAAGAAUAAACUAUUUAUAAUGUAUCGAGCACUUGAGGUGCCAUAAUGCUGAGUUAAAAAGAUUUAUUAGAGAAAAAAGUCCCAAUUUAUAAAUCCAAUGUAUAUUCUAAUCAUGGGGAUGUAUUCCACCUUGUGGGUCACCAUUCCUCUCUUAUAAU
Porites lobata is the source of this 3876-nucleotide messenger RNA. NCBI's taxonomy places the organism in Eukaryota, Metazoa, Cnidaria, Anthozoa, Scleractinia, Poritidae. The record is from the annotation of a GenBank genome assembly.